This is a messenger RNA of Cydia fagiglandana, 4451 nucleotides long. RefSeq names its product hexokinase type 2 (gene Hex-A). Gene Ontology annotation, cellular component: mitochondrion; cytosol. Gene Ontology annotation, molecular function: D-glucose binding; glucokinase activity; fructokinase activity. The record is from RefSeq and is a predicted model, not a curated record. Gene Ontology annotation, biological process: glucose metabolic process; intracellular glucose homeostasis; carbohydrate phosphorylation. Bases 486 to 1844 code for a protein of 452 amino acids. Lineage: Eukaryota; Metazoa; Arthropoda; Insecta; Lepidoptera; Tortricidae. The transcript is spliced from 9 exons.
ACAAUGUUUUUCAUAUGCAUUUACAUUCUACCUGUCAAAGUGUAAACCGAGUCUCAAAAGUCGUGUCGAAUGUAUUUUUCUUUGGUUACCAUCCAAGUUUCCCGAUUCGGAGUGCCAAAGUACGCUUUACGUAACCACAUUCGCGAACGUAUAGUUCGUUGUAGACCACUACACUAGAACAAUAAAAUUAUCAAACAACGCCGUUUAUUGUUCAAAAAUUUUUCUUCAUUACAGAUAAUUCAAUAACAACUCCGUUGUCGUCAAAUAGUUAUUUAUUAUACGGGGGUCUUAUUAAGAUAAAGAUUAUAUUGUGUUAGCCGUAAAGAUAAAGGAUUUUAUUGUUGUUGUGUGUAGAAAAGGCGGUAUUGUUGAAGUUUUUCGCGUAUUUCCUGUCGAAGUGUCGGUUCAUCAGUUCACUCAUCACUGACUUCAGUGCGUCCGACGGAGAGCUUCAUUCAAGAAUCGUAUUUUGAAGAAGAAGAAACAUGUCCAACGACUUUGUGAAUUUUAAGAUCCGCGAGGAAUGCGAGAUCUUCCAGUGGUCCGACAAGCAGCUACGGGAGAUCAUGGUGCGCCUCCACAGCGCCAUUGAGAAAGGUCUCGGCAGAGAUACCCAUGAAUCCUCCAUCGUCAAGUGUUGGAUCACUUACAUUCAAGACUUACCCAAUGGAAAAGAACGCGGUAAAUUUUUGGCGUUAGAUUUGGGCGGAACCAACUUCAGAGUAUUAAUAAUAAAUUUAGGUGAUAAUCACUUCGACAUGCAGUCCAAAAUUUAUGCCAUACCUCAACACAUCAUGACUGGUACUGGGAUAGCUCUGUUCGAUCACAUAGCCGAGUGCUUAGCCAAUUUUAUGAAGGAACACGGGGUGUAUGAAGAACGUUUGGCGCUCGGAUUCACAUUCAGUUUCCCACUUAAACAACUUGGUCUCACGAAAGGCAUUUUACAACGUUGGACCAAAGGAUUCUCUUGUUCUGGCGUUGUCGGCACAGAUGUCGUCCAGGGAUUAAAAGACGCCAUCGCGAGACGUGGAGACGUACAGAUUGACAUAUGCGCUAUUCUGAAUGACACCACGGGUACAUUGAUGUCUUGCGCGUGGAAAAACCACAACUGCAAAAUAGGACUCAUCGUUGGUACCGGCAGCAACGCGUGCUAUGUUGAGAAGACGGAAUCCUGUGAGCAAUUUGAAGGUGGCUUGAGUAAACAAGACAUGGUUGUAAACACAGAGUGGGGAGCAUUUGGAGAUGAUGGAGCACUUGACUUUGUACGCACAGAGUUCGACCGCGAAAUCGACCAACAUUCCGUUAAUCCAGGCAAACAAAUCCAGGAGAAGAUGAUAUCUGGCAUGUAUCUGGGAGAACUAGUCCGUCUUGCGCUCGUGAAGUUCACGCGGAUGGGUCUACUCUUUGGAGGUCGCGGCUCGGACCUUUUCUUCGAACGAGGCAGCUUCUACACUAAAUACGUUUCUGAAAUUGAGUCUGACAAACCAGGAGAUUUCACGAGCUGCAUGGAGGUGCUUGAGGAAUUGGGGUUGGACCAUGCGACGGAGGCUGACAUGGCGGCCGUGCGACACGUGUGCGAAUGCGUCUCGCGGCGGGCCGCGCACCUCGUGUCGGCCGGGCUCGCGGUCCUCAUCAACAAGAUGGGCGAGCCGCGCGUGACCGUCGGCAUCGACGGCUCCGUCUACAGGUUCCACCCGCACUUCCACGCGCUCAUGUGCGAGAAGAUCACACAGCUGAUCCGGCCCGGGCUACAGUUUGACCUCAUGCUGUCAGAGGACGGCAGCGGGCGCGGGGCGGCGCUGGUGGCGGCGGUGGCGUGCCGCGAGAUCCAAAAUGCCGUGUAAGCCGCUGACUCUCUCCGUCCCACUGUACCUACCUUCACCACCGACAUGGCUGGGAUCUCACGUUUCCUAGGUUAGGCCGUAGCUCGAGUGAGGCUUUCCCAAAGAUUUUGGCUUCUAACAUUUUUAACAGUUGUGACCAAAGUAUUUAUUCGAUCUGAUGGAAACAGCCCGGACUAGAUGCUGGACAUCUGUUUAUUUUUUUGUGGGACGGAAUUAACGGUACUAAAUCAGCUUUAUUCUCCCAUGCGUUCGGGUUACAUAAUUAGGAUAAUGUAGAGUAUUAUAGCCUUAAACUAGCGCACCAAAGACGCGAUUGCGCUUGUCCGGUCUGACGACGGUUAGAUAGAUUUAAUACAAUGUUAUUGGUCUCAAAUAUAUCUUAGGGAAAUCGCCUCUAGUGGUCGGAGCAUUUUAAUGGUAUGCAAAUCCAUAUGGGUAUUAUGGGUCAGUAAAUACAAAGAUCGCUUCCGGCGAUGUUUUAAAAAGUCUUCAGCUUAUGUGUACCUCUGUCCCAAAAGUACAUUUUAGAUGGACACUAAGAUCCUAACUUAAAAACUUUUAUAUCGAUGUCGAAAAGAUUUUACUUAUUGUACUUAUAUUUGUAAUUAGUCUAGUCACCAUCCAGGAUUAAGUUAUCUGUUGUUGUUACAUCUUCUUCAGUCUUAAUUUUCUUUUCACCCUUGGUUUAUUGAAGGUAUUUGUGAAAGACUGAACACUAUCCAUCUGCUUGUCCUGGUUUUUACACUUGUAAUAAUAUUGAUCUUAGUGUCGGUCUGCGCGCUCUGCAUUCCCGUUCGCAGUUUCGUAGCCAGCGAUGCAGAGAUCUGGCCCAACCAUCAGCGAUAUGUUUCCUUUUAUUAGCAAUAAGUAGAUAAAAAAUGUACUUUAACGGAGAGAAAGCUCUUGUAUUUUAUAAUGAUGUUGAACUUUUAGUAAGAAAUAUUGUUAAAUAGAUUAUUAGUCUUAUACAGAACAUCACAUACGAAAAGCAAACUAUCUGUUGAUACCAUAUUUAUUUAAGUAUUUUUAUACGAAUCAUUAACAAAAAAAACGAAUAUUUAGCACAAGACCCUAAGUCCAAGACUUAUGCAUUGUGAUGCCAUAAGAAAUUAUUUAGAGGACUUAUAGGUAACAUAUAUUAUUGUAUGUAACAUUACACGAGAAUCUCAGUUACGUCUCUGCGGAUAUUGUAAGUGUAGUGAGCCAUUGUUUUUGAUCAUUCCAUUUAUAGGAUACCACAAGUAAUCACUCUCAUUUGUCUAUCAACUGGCAUCCAAAUAGGUAGGUUCUAAGUAUAACAUAACACAAAGGUAGUUUGCAAUUUCUUUUAGUUCGUAUUUGUUUAUUGAUUCACUUACUGUCAGGAAAUUUUACAAAAUGAUCCAAAAAUGACGGAUGUAAUCCCAGGUUGAAAACACUGCAUUAAUUUAACUUUAGUUUAUUGAUAUUUAACUGUGAUAGAGCUAGAAAUAUGUUAUAAAGAUUUUUCGUUGGUCUUUGUUAUCUUAAAGGUCUAAUUUUUGGUGAUAGAUAUGUUUGACAUAGUUACUUAAUAAUAUCUACAAAAACAAUGACAUAUAUAGAGAUAAUGAAUAGUUUAAAAAUUAGGUACAAAAGGCAAAAUUGUGGAAACAUCUAGUUGUUUUUAAAAUGUAUAUUCGGAAUAUUUACUUAAUUACUACCGUCACGUAUGCCCUUUUAAUUCAUAACAUCAUUAGUAGUUCCUAGUUUUCAAUAGGUGCAUUUUUAAGUACGUAUACGUAUAUUGCGUAUUGUCAGUAUGAGUUUGCCGCAUUGCAUGCUAUGUGUAACGCAGUUGUUAUUUUAAAUUAUUUAGAAUUAAGUACUCUUUUAAGAUAUUUGGUAUCUACGCAGCGCAUACUAAAUAGAUAAUAAUAAAAGUCUGUUAUAUAUUUAGCUUAGCAGACUAAAAAUAAUACUGAGUUCUAUCGAGUGAAAUUAUUGCGCUCUUAAUUUACUAAGUUGUAUACCUAUUAUUAAUCAUGUAUAUGAUUUGCUCAAAGCUCCAAACAAGAAAACCGUUUUAAGUUUCCAAAAUCUUAUUCAGACUCUAAAAAUUUAUCCAAUCACCCGAAGAAUGCACAAAUAAACUGACUAAAUUUAGUAUACUUACCUUUGAUUCAUCUGAAUCAUGACUUGUUUUGAGCAGUAUUGUGUAUAUUUUAAUGAGUUACAUUACAACACUACAUCUGUGUCCGCGUGAAACGGCUAGUUCUACAUUCCAUAGGGCUUUUAAAGCUCCUAGGUUCAGUACUUAUAGUCGUAUGAAUUCAUUGAAAAUCUAACCCAAACAGCAGAAAUGUACACACAUAUCACAUAUGUCAUUAUGAGACAAUAAUCAUGGAUCCGUUGUAUGUAAUAAAUAGGUUUAGAUUUUUGUUUGUAUGGCCUGGCGCCCGAUUUGGUUAUUGCUUCAUUACACAUUGUGUAAAUUGUAAUUAUGAAUAGAUUUCUAUAUAUUAAAUAUCAUGAAAUCACGAAAUAAUUUAUGUGAAAGAGAUAAUGAAUGUAGAUAGCUCUUUUUUUGUGUCAGAGCUGUGAGCAAUGUUACUUAUUUCAAGAAUAAAUUUAUAUAAAUUUACCGAC